Molecule: messenger RNA, 2187 nt
Organism: Tauraco erythrolophus (red-crested turaco)
Lineage: Eukaryota; Metazoa; Chordata; Aves; Musophagiformes; Musophagidae
Source: RefSeq, a predicted model, not a curated record
AUCAACAAGCCCGAGAAGCUGGACAAACCAGAGAGCUGCGACAAUGUCAAGGUGGUUGUUCGAUGCAGGCCUCUUAAUGAGCGAGAGAAAGCUACGGGCUACAAAAUGGCAGUCAACGUAGAUGAAAUGAGAGGAACUAUAACUGUUCAUAAAACAGACUCAUCCAACGAGCCUCCCAAGACAUUCACAUUUGACACCGUGUUUGGGCCAGAGAGUAAACAGCUGGAUGUCUAUAACUUAACUGCAAGACCUAUUAUUGACUCUGUCCUAGAAGGGUACAAUGGUACUAUUUUUGCAUAUGGGCAGACUGGAACAGGCAAAACUUUCACCAUGGAAGGGGUCCGGGCAGUUCCUGAGCUUAGAGGCAUCAUUCCCAACUCCUUUGCCCAUAUAUUUGGUCACAUUGCCAAGGCAGAGGGGGAUACAAGGUUUUUGGUUCGUGUGUCUUACCUGGAAAUUUACAAUGAAGAAGUGCGGGACCUGCUAGGAAAAGACCAGACACAGAGAUUAGAGGUUAAAGAGAGACCUGAUGUGGGAGUUUAUAUCAAAGACCUUUCAGCUUAUGUCGUAAACAAUGCAGAUGAUAUGGACAGAAUCAUGACUCUGGGCCACAAGAACCGUUCUGUUGGUGCCACCAACAUGAACGAGCACAGCUCUCGUUCGCAUGCCAUCUUCACCAUCACUAUUGAGUGCAGUGAGAAGGGGGUUGAUGGAAACAUGCACGUGCGCAUGGGCAAACUGCAUCUCGUCGAUCUCGCUGGUUCUGAAAGACAGGCGAAAACUGGAGCCACGGGGCAGCGACUGAAGGAAGCUACGAAGAUCAACCUCUCUCUUUCCACACUGGGGAACGUUAUCUCUGCACUGGUGGAUGGCAAGAGCACCCACGUGCCCUACCGUAACUCCAAACUUACACGGCUCCUUCAGGAUUCUCUGGGGGGCAACUCCAAAACCAUGAUGUGUGCAAACAUCGGACCUGCAGACUACAACUACGAUGAGACGAUCAGCACUCUCAGGUACGCCAACCGAGCCAAGAACAUAAAGAACAAGGCCAGGAUUAACGAAGAUCCCAAGGACGCUUUGCUCCGCCAGUUUCAAAAAGAAAUUGAAGAGCUUAAGAAAAAACUGGAAGAAGGGGAAGAGAUAUCUGGUUCCGAGACCAGUGAUUCUGAAGAGGAGGAUGAAGAUGACGAUGGAGAGGUUGGAGAGGAUGGGGAGAAGCGGAAGAAACGGCGGGGCAGUAGCAGCAGCAGUAGUUCAGACUCCACAUGCUCUGUCAUAGAGAAACCUCUGGAUAAGUCCUUCACUAACCAAGCAGGCAAGAAGAAAGUUUCCCCUGAUAAGAUGGUAGAGAUGCAAGCCAAGAUUGAAGAGGAGAGAAAAGCCCUUGAAACUAAACUUGAUAUGGAAGAAGAAGAAAGAAAUAAAGCCAGAGCUGAACUGGAGAAGAGAGAAAAAGACUUGCUUAAAGCUCAGCAAGAGCACCAGUCCCUCUUAGAGAAACUGUCUGCAUUGGAGAAGAAGGUGAUUGUGGGAGGAGUGGACUUGCUGGCAAAAGCAGAGGAGCAAGAGAAGCUUCUAGAAGAAUCAAAUAUGGAACUGGAAGAACGCAGGAAGAGAGCAGAACAGCUUCGCAAGGAGCUUGAGGAGAAGGAGCAAGAACGCUUGGACAUCGAGGAGAAGUACACCAGCCUUCAGGAAGAAGCACAGGGGAAAACCAAAAAGCUGAAGAAAGUUUGGACCAUGCUUAUGGCUGCAAAAUCCGAGAUGGCAGAUUUGCAACAAGAGCAUCAGAGAGAGAUUGAGGGAUUACUAGAGAAUAUUCGACAGCUGAGCAGGGAGCUUCGUCUUCAGAUGCUUAUCAUAGACAACUUCAUUCCUCAGGACUACCAGGAAAUGAUUGAAAACUACGUUCACUGGAACGAAGACAUUGGAGAAUGGCAACUGAAAUGUGUUGCAUACACAGGCAACAACAUGAGGAAACAGACGCCUGUCCUGGAUAAAAAAGAAAAAGAUCCCUUUGAGGUGGACCUUUCCCAUGUUUACCUAGCUUACACUGAAGAAAGCUUAAGGCAAUCUCUGAUGAAGCUGGAGAGGCCGAGGACUUCAAAAGGAAGAUCCAGGCCCAAGACGGGUAGAAGAAAACGUUCGGCAAAGCCAGGAGCCGUCAUUGACUCUCUGCUGCAGUAG